Messenger RNA from Nematocida minor, 582 nucleotides. RefSeq lists its product as uncharacterized. The record is from RefSeq and is a predicted model, not a curated record. Bases 1 to 582 code for a protein of 193 amino acids. Lineage: Eukaryota; Fungi; Microsporidia. The transcript has a single exon.
AUGGAGUUUAACCGAGAAAGUGAGGUAAGAGAGCUGGAGAGACAGUUCAACGACUCAAUAGAGCUGCACGACGUAGGAGGCAAAGAGAAGAAAAGAGAGAGGGAGUUUAACCCGUUCAAGGUAAAGUACGAAAGCACAAGAGACGAAAAAAUACAAACAGUGGAGCAGGAGCUCUCUCGGCUGAAAGAGAUGCAGAGCAGAGUGCUGGGCAUCCAGGGAACGCUUGGAGAGACGAUAGACAAAGAGGUGAAAAAGACAAAAGAAAAAGAAGUGAAAGAAAUAAAGAACAAGUACAGGAUACGGAUACUGGAGAUAGAGGCAAUGUACAGAGAAAAAGAAAAAGAGAUGAAGAAAGAGUACGAAGAGAAAAUAGAAAAGAUAAUCUCCAAGCUAAAAGAGAGAGCGAAAGAGGCGAUAAAGAACAGAGUCUCUGAACAGGUUGAGGAAAUAAAGAAAAGUGUAGAAAAAAAAGUGCUGGAAGUAAAGCUGAGAGACAAGGCAGUGAUCGACAAGCUUUCGCAGAUGUACAUAGACCUCAAAGAAAAGUACAAAAGAGACAUACAGAAGAUAGCAAAGCAGUAG